Symphalangus syndactylus (siamang) is the source of this 5589-nucleotide messenger RNA. It is a transcript of the gene NES, whose product is annotated as nestin. Gene Ontology annotation, cellular component: intermediate filament. Gene Ontology annotation, biological process: positive regulation of intermediate filament depolymerization. The record is from RefSeq and is a predicted model, not a curated record. NCBI's taxonomy places the organism in Eukaryota, Metazoa, Chordata, Mammalia, Primates, Hylobatidae. Gene Ontology annotation, molecular function: CCR5 chemokine receptor binding; intermediate filament binding.
GCCUGGCGGGAGUAUGAAUAGCCUCGCUCCCACUCCCGACUCUCAGUCGCUCAGGCUACUCCCACCCCGCCCCGCCCCGUCAUUGUCCCCGUCGGUCUCUUUUCUCUUCCGUCCUAAAAGCUCUGCGAUCCGCUCCCUUCUCCUGGUGCCCCGCGUCUGUCCAUCCUCAGUGGGUCAGACGAGCAGGAUGGAGGGCUGCAUGGGGGAGGAGUCGUUUCAGAUGUGGGAGCUCAAUCGGCGCCUGGAGGCCUACCUGGCCCGGGUCAAGGCGCUGGAGGAGCAGAAUGAGCUGCUCAGCGCGGAGCUUGGGGGGCUCCGGGCACAAUCCGCGGACACCUCCUGGCGGGCGCGUGCCGACGACGAGCUGGCGGCCCUGCGGGCCCUCGUUGACCAGCGCUGGCGGGAGAAGCACGCGGCCGAGGUGGCGCGCGACAACCUGGCUGAAGAGCUGGAGGGCGUGGCAGGCCGAUGCCAGCAGCUGCGGCUGGCCCGGGAGCGGACGACGGAGGAGGUAGCCCGCAACCGGCGCGCCGUCGAGGCGGAGAAAUGCGCCCGGGCCUGGCUGAGUAGCCAGGCUGCAGAGCUGGAGCGCGAGCUAGAGGCUCUACGCGUGGCGCACGAGGAGGAGCGCGUCGGCCUGAACGCGCAGGCUGCCUGUGCCCCCCGCUGCCCCGCGCCGCCCCGCGGGCCUCCCGCGCCGGCCCCGGAGGUGGAGGAGCUGGCAAGGCGACUGGGCGAGGCGUGGCGCGGGGCAGUGCGCGGCUACCAGGAGCGCGUGGCACACAUGGAGACGUCGCUGGGCCAGGCCCGCGAGCGGCUGGGCCGGGCGGUGCAGGGUGCCCGCGAGGGCCGCCUGGAGCUGCAGCAGCUCCAGGCUGAGCGCGGAGGCCUCCAGGAGCGCAGGGCAGCGUUGGAACAGAGGUUGGAGGGCCGCUGGCAGGAGCGGCUGAGGGCUACUGAAAAGUUCCAGCUGGCUGUGGAGGCCCUGGAGCAGGAGAAACAGGGCCUACAGAGCCAGAUCGCUCAGGUCCUGGAAGGUCGGCAGCAGCUGGCACACCUCAAGAUGUCCCUCAGCCUGGAGGUGGCCACUUACAGGACCCUCCUGGAGGCUGAGAACUCCCGGCUGCAAACACCUGGCAGUGGCUCCAAGACUUCCCUCAGCUUUCAGGACCCCAAGCUGGAGCUUCAAUUCCCUGGGACCCCAGAGGGCCGGCGUCUUGGAUCUUUGCUCCCAGUCCUGAGUCCAACUUCCCUCCCCUCACCCUUGCCUGCUACCCUUGAGACACCUGUGCCAGCCUUUCUUAAGAACCAAGAAUUCCUCCAGGCCCGUACCCCUACCUUGGCCAGCACCCCCAUCUCCCCCACGCCUCAGGCACCCUCUCCAGCUGCAGAUGCAGAGAUCAGAGCCCAGGAUGCUCCUGUGUCUCUGCUCCAGACACAGGGUGGGAGGAAACAGGCUCCAGAGCCCCUGCGGGCUGAAGCCAGGGUGGCCAUUCCUGCCAGCAUCCUGCCUGGACCAGAGGAGCCUGGGGGCCAGCGGCAAGAGGCCAGUACAGGCCAGUCCCCAGAGGACCAUGCCUCCUUGGCCCCACCCCUCAGCCCUGACCACUCCAGUUUAGAGGCUAAGGAUGGAGAAUCCGGUGGGUCUAGAGUGUUCAGCAUAUGCCAAGGGGAAGGUGAAGGGCAAAUCUGGGGGUUGGUAGAGAAAGAAACAGCCAUAGAGGGCAAAGUGGUAAGCAGCUUGCAGCAGGAAAUAUGGGAAGAAGAGGAUCUAAACAGGAAGGAAAUCCAGGACUCCCAGGUUCCUUUGGAAAAAGAAACCCUGAAGUCUCUGGGAGAGGAGACUCAAGAGUCACUGAAGACUCUGGAAAACCAGAGCCAUGAGACACUAGAAAGGGAGAAUCAAGAAUGUCCGAGGUCUUUAGAAGAAGACUUAGAAACACUAAAAAGUCUAGAAAAGGAAAAUAAAGAGCUAUUAAAGGAUGUGGAGGUAGUGAGACCUCUAGAAAAAGAGGCUGUAGGCCAACUUAAGCCUAUAGGAAAAGAGGACACACAGACAUUGCAAUCCCUGCAAAAGGAGAAUCAAGAACUAAUGAACUCUCUUGAAGGUAAUCUAGAGACAUUUUUAUUUCCAGGAAAGGAAAAUCAAGAAUUAGUAAGUUCUCUGCAAGAGAACUUAGAGUCAUUGGCAGCUCUGGAAAAGGAGAAUCAAGAGCCACUGAGAUCUCCAGAAGUCAGGGAUGAGGAGGCACUGAGACCUCUGACAAAGGAGAAUCAGGAACCCCUGAGGUCUCUUGAAGAUGAGAAUCAAGAGGCCUUUAGAUCUCUAGAAAAAGAGAACCAGGAGCCACUGAAGACUCUAGAAGAAGAGGACCAGAGUAUUGUGAGACCUCUAGAAACAGAGAAUCACAAACCACUGAGGUCUUUAGAAGAACAGGACCAAGAAACAUUGAGAACUCUUGAAAAAGAGACUCAACAGCGACGGAGGUCUCUAGGGGAAGAGGAUCAGAUGACAUUAAGACCCCCAGAAAAAGUGGAUCCAGAACCACUGAAGUCUCUUGACCAGGAGAUAGCUAGACCUUUUGAAAAUAAGAAUCAAGAGGUCUUAAAGUCACUCAAAGAAGGGAGUGUAGAGGCAAUAAAAUCUUUAGAAGCAGAGAUCCUAGAAUCACUGAAGUCUGCAGGACAAGAGAACCUGGAAACACUGAAAUCUCCAGAAACUCAAGCACCACUGUGGUCUCCAGAAGAAAUAAAUCAGGGGACAAUGAAACCUCUAGAAAAGGAAAUUCAAGAACCACUGGAGUCUGUGGAAGUGAACCAAGAAACAUUGAGACUCCUAGAAGAGGAGAAUCAGGAAUCAUUGAGAUCUCUGGGAGCAUGGAACCUGGAGAAUUUGAGAUCAGAGGAGGUAGACAAGGAGAGUCAAAGGAAUCUGGAAGAGGAAGAGAACCUGGGGAAGGGAGAGAACCCAGAGUCACUGAGGUCUCUGGAGGAGGAGGGACAGGAGGUGCCGCAGCCUGCAGAUGUGCAGAGGUGGGAAGAUACGGUGGGGAAGGACCAAGAACUGGCUCAGGAAAGCCCCCCUGGGAUGGCUGGAGUGGAAAAUGAGGAUGAGGCAGAGCUGAAUCUGAGGGAGCAGGAUGGCUUCACUGGGAAGGAGGAGGUGGUAGAGCAGGGAGAGUGGAAUGCCACAGAGGAGGUCUGGAUCCCAGGCGAGGGGCACCCAGAGAGCCCUGAGCCCAAAGAGCAGAGAGGCCUAGUUGAGGGAGCCAGUGGGAAGGGAGGGGCUGAGGGCCUCCAGGACCCUGAAGGGCAAUCACAACAGGUGGGGGCCCCAGGCCUUCAAGCACCCCAGGGGCUGCCAGAGGCGAUAAAGCCCCUGGUGGAAGAUGAGGAUGUGGCCCCAGGGGGUGACCAAGCCUCCCCAGAGGUCAUGUUGGGGUCAGAGCCUGCCACGGGUGAGUCUGCUGCGGGAGCUGAGCCAGGCCCGGGGCAGGAAAUGGGAGGGCUGGAGGACCCAGGCUAUCUGACCAGGGAAGAGGUGAUGGAACCACCCCUGGAAGAGGAGAGUUUGGAGGCAAGGAGGGUUCAGGGCUUGGAAGGGCCUAGAAAGGACCUAGAGGAGGCAGGUGGUCUGGGGACAGAGUUCUCCGAGCUGCCUGGGAAGAGCAGAGACCCUUGGGAGCCACCCAAGGGUCGGGAGGAGUCAGAGGCUGAGGCCCCCAGGGGAGCAGAGGAGGCGUUCCCUGCUGAGACCCUGGGCCACGCUGGAAGUGAUGCCCCUCCAGUUUGGCCCCUGAGGUCAGAGGAAGCUGAGGAGGAUGUACCACCAGUGCUGGUCCCCCCCAGGCCAAUGUACACCCCGAUCCUGGAAGAUGCCCCUGGGCCCCAGCCUCAGGCUGAAGGGAGUCAGGAGGCUAGCUGGGGGGUGCAGAGGAGGGCUGAAGCCCUGGAGAAAGUAGAGAGCGAGCAGGAGGAGUUGGGUUCUGGGGAGAUCCCUGAGGGCCUCCAGGAGGAAGGGGAGGAGAGCAGAGAAGAGAGCGAGGAGGAUGAGCUCGGGGAGACCCUUCCAGACUCCACUCCCCUGGGCCUCUACCUCAGGUCUCCCACCUCCCCCAGGUGGGACCCCACUGGAGAGCAGAGGCCACCGCCUCAAGGGGAGACUGGAAAGGAGGGCUGGGAUCCUGCUGUCCUGGCUUCCGAGGGCCUUGAGGCCCCACCCUCAGAAGAGGAGGAGGGGAAGGAGGGAGAAGAGGAGUGUGGCCGUGACUCUGACCUGUCAGAGGAAUUUGAGGACCUGGGGACUGAGGCACCUUUUCUUCCUGGGGUCCCUGGGGAGGUGGCAGAACCUCUGGGCCAGGUGCCCCAGCUGCUACUGGAGCCUGCAGCCUGGGAUCGGGAUAGGGAGUCCGAUGGGUUUGCAGAUGAGGAAGAAAGUGGGGAGGAGGGAGAGGAGGAUGAGGAGGAGGCGAGGGAGCCAGGGGCUGGGCGGUGGGGGCCAGGGUCUUCUGUUGGCAGCCUCCAGGCCCUGAGUAGCUCCCAGAGAGGGGAAUUCCUGGAGUCUGAUUCUGUGAGUGUCAGUGUCCCCUGGGAUGACAGCUUGAGGGGUGCAGUGGCUGGUGCUCCCAUGACUGCCCUGGAAACGGAGUCCCAGGACAGUGCUGAGCCUUCUGGCUCAGAGGAAGAGUCUGACCCUGUUUCCUUGGAGAGGGACGACAAAGUCCCUGGCCCUCUGGAGGUCCCCAGUGGGAUAGAGGAUGCAGGCCCAGGGGCAGACAUCAUUGGUGUUAAUGGCCAGGGUCCCAAUUUGGAGGAGAAGUCACAGCAUGUGAAUGGGGGAGUGAUGAACGGGCUGGAGCAGCCUGAGGAAGUGGGGCAAGGAACGCUGCUGGUCUCUGAGGGAGACCGAGGGAGCCCCUUUCAGGAGGAGGAGGGGAGUGCCCUGAAGACCUCUUGGGCAGGGGCUUCUGUUCACCUGGGCCAGGGUCAGUUCCUGAAGUUCACUCAGAGGGAAGGAGAUAGAGAGUCCUGGUCCUCAGGGGAGGACUAGGAAAAGACCAUCUGCCCGGCACUGGGGACUUAGGGGUGUGGGGAGGGGAAGGAUGCCUUCAAGCCCGCUCCCAGCUCAGGAGCAGCACUCUUAACUUACGACCUCUUGACGUGUGGUUUCUGGCUGAGAGGCCUGGCCUGCUAAGGUGAAAAGGGGUGUGGCAAAGGAGCCUACUCCAAGAAUGGAGGCUGUAGGAAUAUAACCUCCGGCCCUGCAAAGGGAAUCUCUUGCCUGCUCCAUCUCAUAGGCUAAGUCAGCUGAAUCCCGAUAGUGCUAGGUCCCCUUCCCUCCGCAUCCCGUCAGCUGGAAAAGGCCUGUGGCCCAGAGGCUUCUCCAAAGGGAGGGUGACAUGCUGGCUUUUGUGCCCAAGCUCAGCAGCCCUGCGCCAUCUCACUGCAGUAGCACCUCCCUCCUGGGCCGUCUGGCCUGUGGCUAAUGGAGGUGACGGCACUCCCAUGUCCUGACCCCCCCAUCCCUGCCACGUUGUGGCCCUGCCUGGCUAGUCCCUGUCUGAAUAAAGUAAUGCCUCCGCCUUCAAA